This is a messenger RNA of Metarhizium brunneum ARSEF 3297, 393 nucleotides long. RefSeq names its product DNA-directed RNA polymerases I, II, and III subunit RPABC3 (gene RPB8). Gene Ontology annotation, cellular component: RNA polymerase I complex; RNA polymerase III complex; RNA polymerase II, core complex. Gene Ontology annotation, biological process: DNA-templated transcription. The record is from RefSeq and is a predicted model, not a curated record. NCBI's taxonomy places the organism in Eukaryota, Fungi, Ascomycota, Sordariomycetes, Hypocreales, Clavicipitaceae.
AUGUCCGGCGGCGGUGGCGACGCAACCCUGUUUGAGGAGAGCUUUACGGUCACCGAAUAUGAUCAAUCCAAAUACGAUCGUGUUGCCCGCAUUUCCUGUACAUCGGCCGACUCGCAAACUGUGAUGGUGCUUGAUAUCAACAUCGAACUCUUCCCUUGCGCAAGGUCCGAUUCCCUACAUGUUGUCCUAUCCACAACAUUAUCACCAGACGGCAGCAAGGAGGACGAUAAGGGUUGGCGAGAUGUCGGUAAGGGAGGGGACGCCCCAGCUACGUUGGCUGAUUUGUACGACUAUGUUUGCUAUGGCAAAAUUUACAAAUUUGAAGAGACAUAUGAUGGCAAUACCAUGUACGUACUUGGACGUCCUUUACAUUUGCCCUCCUUUAUCUAUUGA